AUGACCACCUCCGUUGAAACAACCGCAUUGAUUGCGAGUCAACCUGCAAACUCCGGCAAGCCUCACAGCCUUGAAAGUGACAGAAUACUAGCCGACGUAAAGCGACAAUUGCUGGACCUGAACGAGCAACUACGGCAGGCGCACAGGCGCGACCCAACCACCAUCAACAGGAACAAUCAGACCGGCCCCUCCUCCAACAUGAAGCACAGCCGGACACAAAGAGGCACUGGCCAAUCCGGCCACCCGGCAGUAUGCAGAAACUAUCUACGAGGCCGUACAUGCUUCAAGGGUAACAGAUGUCCCUAUUUUCACUCUCCCCACGCUCAAGCUCACAUAGCGACCACUGAUACCACCUUACCCGGAGAAGACACCGAUAGGCGUGUAAGAACACGGGAAAGUCAAAAGGAGUGCCACUCAACGGCGGAGGCAGAAGGGUCACGUCGCUCGCUCCUGACACACUGGCCCGGCGACGAAACGAAGCAUGUGACUGCUGCUGCUAUUGAACUCUCGUCCGACGCCUUGUCAAAGGGUACCUUUCCCUCAACUUCUUAA
Messenger RNA from Acanthosepion pharaonis, 552 nucleotides. The record is from the annotation of a GenBank genome assembly. Lineage: Eukaryota; Metazoa; Mollusca; Cephalopoda; Sepiida; Sepiidae.